GAUGAGCUGGAGCUGUCAGAGCAGCACAGAGCGGACAUGUUUGCUCUCCCAGCRGAGAAGAAGUGGCAGAUUUACUGCAGUAAGAAGAUGGGACCAGAUGACAACGACAGAAUCACGAUGCCUCAGUUUUACAUUGAUAAGAUCAACUUCAUGGCUGCUAGGAAGAAUCUGGAGCCAUUAGAAGAAGAAAACCAGAAGGUUGUAGAUGGUCUGAAAACAGCACUCCGGACUCAGCCAAUCAGCUUCGUGACCCGGUUCAUCGAAAUGGACGGCCUCUCCUGCAUCCUGAACUUCCUGAAGUCCAUGGACUACGAGACGUCCGAGUCUCGGGUCCACACGUCUCUGAUCGGCUGCCUCAAGGCCCUGAUGAACAGCUCUCAGGGCAGAGCUCACGUCCUGGGGCACCCCGAGAGCAUCAACAUCAUCGCACAGAGUCUCGCAGCCGAAAACAUCAAAACCAAGGUGGCGGUCUGUGAGAUCCUCGGAGCCGUCUGUUUGGUUCCAGGAGGCCAUAAGAAGGUUCUGGAGGCGAUGCUGCACUACCARACGUUCGCCUCAGAGAGAACUCGGUUCCAGAACCUGGUGACAGAUUUGGACCGAUCCACCGGCCGCUACAGAGAUGAAGUCAGUUUGAAAACAGCCAUCAUGUCCUUCAUCAACGCUUUACUCAGCCAGGGAGCAGGAGAGAAAAGUCUGGAAUUCCGGAUCCAUUUACGUUACGAGUUUUUAAUGUUGGGCAUUCAACCCAUCAUUGAUAAACUGCGCCAGCAUGAAAACUCCACCCUGGACAGGCAUCUGGACUUCUUUGAGACGCUCCGCAGUGAUGAUGAAUACCAGCUGUCCAGUUGCUUUGACUCUGUCCACGUCGACACUAAAAGUGCCAACCAGAUGUUCGAGCUGCUGAGGAAGAAACUGAGCCACUCGGAGUCGUACCCUCACCUGCUGUCUGUGCUGCAGCACUGCCUCCUCAUGCCCUAUAAGCAGAGCAGGAGCACGCUGCAGUACUGGACGCUGUUGGACAAGAUUGUUCAGCAGCUGGUUCUGCAGACGCCCAGAGGUGACAACCCMGACGUUGCUCCUCUGGGUGACUUCAACGUUAAAAAUCUUCAGAGCUUGCUGGUUGAUGAAAACGAGGUGAAACAGUGGAAAGAUGAAGCUGCCAAGCUGAGAAAAGAGCAACAGAACCUGCAGCAGCGCCUGGAGAAGAAAGAGCGGGAGUGCGAGGCCAAGAACAAAGAGAAGGAGGAGAUGAUGGAGACGCUGCAGAAGAUGAAGGACAAGCUGGAGCGAGAGAGCAACGAGCACAAGCAGGCCAAGCGUCAGCUGGAGGACCUGUCCUCCCGUCUGCAGCAGCUGGGCUCCACCUCCGGUGUUCCUGGAGGACCUCCGGUGAGCUCUGCUGGUCAAGGUCCUGCAGCUUCUUCCUCAUCCAGCUCCACCCCUCAUCCUCCUCCACCACCACCUCCUCCAGGAGGCCCCGUAGCCUUUGGCAUGGCUCCGUUAGCCCCUCCUCCCCCUCCACCUCCAGGAGCCCCUUUAGGACUAACAGAGAAGAAGAAGAACAUUCCUCAACCCUCCAACCCGCUGAAGUCCUUCAACUGGAGCAAGCUGACGGAGGCCAAGAUAGAAGGAACCAUCUGGGCAGAAAUCGAUGAUCUGGAGGUUUUCAAAGUUCUGGAUCUGGCGGAGAUCGAGAAGACGUUUUCAGCUUACCAACGUCCAGCGAAGGAGAUUGGGGAGGAGGCGUCUAUGAAGAAAGUGAAGGAGCUGUCAGUGAUCGACGGCCGGAGAGCUCAGAACUGYAACAUCCUGCUGUCACGACUGAAGAUGACUAACGAGGAGAUCUGCAACGCCAUCCUGACUAUGGAUGAAUAUGAGGAGCUGCCUAAAGACAUGUUGGAGCAGCUCUUGAAGUUUGUUCCUGAGAAGAGUGACAUCGAACUUUUAGAGGAGCACAAACACGAGCUGGACCGCAUGGCUAAAGCUGACCGCUUCCUGUACGACAUGAGCAGAAUCAACCACUACCAGCAGAGACUGCAAGCUCUCCACUUCAAGAAGAAGUUCAAUGACCGAGUGGCCGACGUCCAACCCAGGAUUGAAGCCCUCAGUCUUGCUUCGAAGGAGGUGGUCCAGAGCCGUGCGCUGCGUCAGCUCCUCCAGGUGGUCCUGGCGUUUGGGAACUACAUGAACAAAGGUCAAAGAGGAAAUGCUUACGGGUUCAAGAUGUCCAGCCUCAAUAAGAUCGCUGAUACAAAGUCCAGCAACGACAGAAACCUCACUCUGCUGCACUACAUGAUCACUGUGCUGGAGAAGAAGUUCCCCAAAGCUGCUGCCUUCAGCGAGGAGCUGCAGAACGUUCCAGAAGCUUCUAAAGUCAGCAUGACUGAGCUGGAGAAGGAGAUCGGCACGCUCAGGUCUGGACUGAAGAACAUCAAGGAGGAGCUUCAGUACCAGCAGGCUCAGUCCUCGCAGCAUCCCAUCGACAAGUUUGUCCCCGUGGUCAGUCAGUUCAUCACCGUGGCAUCUUUCAGCUUCUCUGAAGUGGAGGAUUCACUACAGGAGGCCAAAAACCUGUUUGCGAAGGCACUGAGACUUUUUGGAGAAGACACAUCCAAACCACAACCAGAUGACUUCUUCGGCGUCUUCAGCACGUUCCUCUUCAUGUACUCCGAGGCCCGGCAGGACAACGCGGACAUGAUCCGACGGCAGGAGGAGGAGGAGAAACGGGUGCUCAAGGAGUCUCAGAUGAGGAAGGAACGAGAGCAGAGGAUGAGGAAGGCCAUGGUGAACGAUGAAGAGGAGGGCGGGGAGUUCGACGACCUGGUGUCGGCCCUGCGCUCGGGCGAAGUGUUCGAAAGUCUGUCCAAGCAGAGCAACAGGAAGCAACGCAGACACAACGGGGUCGAGAGCAGCCGAGAAAGACCGGCGCGGAAACUGAACCAGUACUAGGACAGACCACUAACCUGGACCAGUACUGGGACCAUUGGUGACCCACAACAGCUCAGUGGGUCUGAAAAACCAAACCUCACCA
This is a messenger RNA of Austrofundulus limnaeus, 3031 nucleotides long. It is a transcript of the gene daam1a, whose product is annotated as dishevelled associated activator of morphogenesis 1a. Gene Ontology annotation, biological process: actin cytoskeleton organization. The record is from RefSeq and is a predicted model, not a curated record. Gene Ontology annotation, cellular component: stress fiber. Gene Ontology annotation, molecular function: actin binding; small GTPase binding. Lineage: Eukaryota; Metazoa; Chordata; Actinopteri; Cyprinodontiformes; Rivulidae.